Messenger RNA from Acanthosepion pharaonis, 900 nucleotides. The record is from the annotation of a GenBank genome assembly. Lineage: Eukaryota; Metazoa; Mollusca; Cephalopoda; Sepiida; Sepiidae.
AUGUAUUUUGAUGCUUUCCUUCCUCCUUCCCCCGUUCUUCUCCCCGUCGAGUGCCAGACGAGCUAUCCCACCCACACCUCCAUGUCAAGACCGAAUUCGCACGGGAUAUAUUUUUCAGAGCAAGGGAAUUAUCUAAUUUCCUGGACAUUCCUCAUCUAUUCACACGCAGGAGGUUUAGACAUGCUGCUAUGGGAUUGUGGCUUCGUUGGGUGUGUGCGCACGGGUGAGCGUCUAUGUGUGUACAGUAAAGAGUCCAACGAACUUCUUCUAAUUUCUGCCGUCGGUGGGGCUGAACUCUUCUUCAUCUCUACCGCCAGGGCCGAACGAACUUAUUCUCGCCAGCUUGUCGAACGAACUUUUCUCUCCAGAACACUUCAUUAUCUAUCUAUCUAUCUAUCUAUCUAUCUAUCUAAUUCUUAUUCAUUAUCUAUCAAUCGAUCUCAGUCACUCCAUUAUCUAUCUAUCUCGGACUUCUUUAUAUAUCUAUCUAUCGAUCUAUCUCUGUGUGUCCAUAUCUAUAUAUCUAUCGACCUCAGUCUGUUCCUCAUCUAUCUAUCUAUAUAUCUGUCUAUCAAUCUCAGCCUGUUCAUAUCUAUCUAUCUAUCUAUCUAUCUAUCUAUCUAUCUCUUCAUUAUCUACCUAUCUAUCGACCUCAAUUUCGCCAUUAUCUAUCUAUCUAUCUAUCUAUCUAUCUAUCUAUCUAUCUCUUCAUUAUCUAUCUAUCUAUCUAUCUAUCUCAGUUUCGCCAUUAUCUAUCUAUCUCAAUAUUUUUUUCUAAUUCGUCUAGGGCCCCAUCUAGAGUUGAAUACCCUUCACAUUGGUGAUGCCCUGAUGACCGGCCUGUAUCUAAACGGAUGCACCCUACACUCAGCAUGUGGUGGACCCUCUUUUCUUCCUUGA